Cuscuta epithymum is the source of this 2444-nucleotide messenger RNA. NCBI's taxonomy places the organism in Eukaryota, Viridiplantae, Streptophyta, Magnoliopsida, Solanales, Convolvulaceae. The record is from the annotation of a GenBank genome assembly.
GAGGCUGCGGAUGGAGACAUGAAGCAGUAGUAGAUUUCCCCAAAUAGAGCGCUAGUGCUGUUCAUGUGAAAGCAUAGCAAGGACCGCGAAGCAGGUUAAGCUGGCGAUCGGUGGCUGGAAUGGCGAGGACACCAAUAGGUUGUGAACCGGUUGUUGGAUCGCUGACACCCUCGAAGAAGAAAGAGUACAGGGUGACUAAUAGGCUUCAAGAAGGCAAACGUCCCCUUUAUGCUGUCGUUUUCAACUUCAUCGACUCUCGGUACUUCAACGUCUUCGCUACCGUCGGCGGCAAUCGAGUGACUGUAUACCAAUGCUUGGAAGGUGGAGUCAUUGCUGUAUUGCAGUCUUACAUUGAUGAAGAUAAAGAUGAGUCCUUUUAUACUGUCAGCUGGGCAUGUAAUAUUGAUGGGACCCCAUUCUUGGUUGCGGGAGGAUCUAACGGAAUUAUCCGUGUUAUUGAUUCUGGCAAUGAGAAGAUACACAAGAGCUUUGUUGGUCAUGGAGACUCAAUAAAUGAAAUUAGGACUCAACCGCUGAAGCCAUCACUUGUUGUAUCUGCAAGCAAAGACGAGUCAGUUCGGCUGUGGAAUGUUCAUACUGGAAUUUGCAUAUUGAUAUUUGCUGGUGCUGGUGGCCAUCGCAAUGAAGUCCUCAGUGUGGACUUUCAUCCUUCUGAUAUAUUUCGCAUUGCUAGUUGUGGGAUGGAUAAUUCAGUUAAGAUCUGGUCUAUGAAAGAAUUCUGGCCUUAUGUGGAGAAGUCAUUUACUUGGACCGAUCUUCCAUCUAAGUUCCCUACAAAAUAUGUACAGUUUCCUAUGUUCAUAGCUUCCAUCCAUACAAACUAUGUUGAUUGCACUAGGUGGCUUGGUGAUUUUAUCCUUUCAAAGAGUGUCGACAACGAGAUUGUAUUAUGGGAACCGAAGAUGAAGGAGCAUUCUCCUGGCGAGGGUACAGUUGACAUCCUUCAGAAAUAUCCAGUCCCAGAGUGUGACAUAUGGUUCAUCAAGUUCUCAUGUGAUUUCAAAUACAAAGCAGCUGCUAUAGGAAAUAGGGAAGGGAAGAUCUACCUAUGGGAUCUACAAACCUCCCCCCCUGCUCUCAUUGCCAGGCUAUCUCACAGCCAAUCAAAAUCUACAAUUAGACAGACAGCAGUGUCCUUUGAUGGGAGCACCAUUCUUAGCUGCUGUGAAGAUGGAACUAUAUGGCGCUGGGACGUUGUUGCAAGUUCUUGAGAUCUUUUUAACGCAAAGUUUGUGUGGCUUUGAUUUAUGGGAAAAUUACUAUUAGCCCCCGAGUUCAUGUCCUAAUUAUUAUUGCAACCUUGCAUUUUCAAAAUUCAAUUUGUUACCCCCUGAGUUUUGGUCAUUCUCACUAUAUGCCCCUCAUGUUAAUAUUUGUUAAAUUAAAUUAAAUAUAACUCUUAAAUACAAUGUAAGUUGUCUAUAAAUUAAUUUCUAAAGUAUAACAUAAUUUAUUAUCAUAAUUAUAAGUCUUGAUUGUUAUUUUUCUACUUAGUUACUCGAUCGUGGAAUAACUAUUAUUGUGAGUAGUUAAGGGGGAGAUUCACGAGUAAUAUUCAUGGGAUACAUCAAAGAAAGUUCUUUAAAAAAUAUGUUGUCAAAAUUAUAGGCACUUUUCAUGUUUAGCAAAGAAGAAAUACCGAGAAAAAAGGAAUUUCAUCAUUUCAUGACCUAAAAGAUAGAUCAAACAUCAAUAAGCGACCUAAAAUAUAGAAGAAUGUAUCAGUAUAAGAGCUAAAUAAUGGAAAGAUAUCUAUCUAAGACUUAAAAUAACAUAGAUUUUGAUUUAUUUAAAUAUUUUAUUUACUCUAUUACUAAUUUGUGAUAAUUCUAUCUUCACAAUUUUUUUACAGUAAAAAGUUUAUUAGUUUUAUAAGAUUGAAUGAUAUUUAAGUUUCUAAAAUAGAUUAUCGAAAUUCAUGAUAUUUUAUAUCUUACGUAGUACUUGUGAGUAUUUUCCAUUAACUUUUCUCAAUAAUAUUUAUUUCACGAUUGAGUAGCUAAGUAGAAAAAUAAUGAUCAACAAUAAUGAAUUUUAAAUAUGAUAAUAAUUCGUGUUUUUAAUUUAAAAAUUAAUUUUAUAAACAAUUUUCAUUAAAUAUAAGAGUUAUAUUAAAUUUGAUUUAACAAAUAUUAAUGUGAGGGACAAAGAAUGGGAAUGAUCCAAACUCAGGGGGUAACUAAUUGGUUUUUGAAAAUGCAAGGUUAACUAAUAAUAAUUAUCCCUUCAUUUAUUAUUACUGUGGAUUUUAAUGAAAACAGGAUUCAUAGUUUUUGGAAUCUAUUGUUUUCUCACUAUGGGCCAGUGAAAAAAUCUGAGAAGUUGAUGUAAACACAUUCAAUUUGUCCAUAUUGCCAAAGCUGGUAACAAAGCUACACGCGGUUCCAUGUGAACUCGAGUUUUAAAAUGAGCUUUGGAUAUUC